Messenger RNA from Hippoglossus stenolepis (Pacific halibut), 1571 nucleotides. Its product is annotated as NFU1 iron-sulfur cluster scaffold homolog, mitochondrial-like. Gene Ontology annotation, biological process: iron-sulfur cluster assembly. The coding region runs from base 681 to 1394 and encodes 237 amino acids. The transcript is spliced from 7 exons. Gene Ontology annotation, molecular function: iron-sulfur cluster binding; iron ion binding. Gene Ontology annotation, cellular component: mitochondrion. The record is from RefSeq and is a predicted model, not a curated record. NCBI's taxonomy places the organism in Eukaryota, Metazoa, Chordata, Actinopteri, Pleuronectiformes, Pleuronectidae.
UUAAAUACAUGUAUCAUAAAUAUCGUUUUUUAUCUUAUCUUUUUAUUAACAGUUGUGUGUUUCUCAUUAAAUAAUGGAGAGAUCUUCAUGGAAAAAAAUUUGGCAUUCUGAGAGAAAUGAUAUCAAUGAGUGUGUGUGCAGCUUAUUUGAAUUUAAGGGAACUGUUGGGCCUUGACAGAGGUAUGUGCUCUACUGAGUGCCAGUCUAGUGUGACAAAACUCUUUACCUGCCCUGCAUCAUGUGUUAUCUCUGUUCUUUUCUUAAAUACAUUAUGUAUAUCUGAAUGUGUUCUAAUUCCAAUAAGUCUGUCAUUUUCUUUUUUGCAAGAUAAAUUAGCUAUAUCACAAAAGUUAAACUGUAAUAGUAAGUGAAUCAUGCAUUCUCUUUUUCCAAGGCAAGACAAACACUGACUAUAGAUUAGAGUAUGUGCUGUGUUAGUCAUUGUAGGUCAUUACUUAUCUUACAGCUCCAUUUAUCAAUUGUCUUACUGCUGUUAUAAAUGGAUGCAUGGUCCACUGAGCCCAGAAGGUUUUCAGUUGAUAACACAAACCCUCCCAUUUUGACUCAAUUACUGCUACACCCUGUGAGGGAGGAAACAUGGGCCCUGAAUAUUCAGUUUUUUUUCCUCCAAACGUUUGUUAAUGUGAUUUCUACUGUAGUAACAAUUUGAAUCUCUUUAUAUGUGCUGUGUCAGUCUUGCUGUCUGUGGACAUCAGAGCGCUGGACUACACUGGCCUUCACACAACACAGGAGUCUGGAAGAUAUGGCCACAAAACCCCCACUUUGUUGUUCCAGGGAGGACCAUGUUUGUGCAGACACAGGAUACACCAAAUCCUAACAGCGUAAAGUUUCUCCCAGGUCGCACAGUUCUUGAAUCAGGAACUAUGAAUUUUGACGGCCCUCGUGACGCGCACUGCUCACCAUUAGCCAGACAGCUGUUUAGGAUUGAUGGAGUCAAGAGUGUCUUCCUGGGCAGUGACUUUAUCACCAUAACAAGAUCUGAUGCAAAUAUGGAAUGGAAAGUAAUCAAACCUGAUGUAUUUGUUGCCAUUAUGGACUUUUUCACCACUGGGCUUCCUGUUGUCAAUGAGGACAGUGAACCAAAUGCAGAUACUGCUCCAUCAGAUGAUGAUGAUGAAGUCGUGGCUAUGAUCAAAGAACUGCUGGAUACUCGAAUAAGGCCGACAGUGCAGGAGGAUGGAGGUGACGUCCUGUAUCGGGGAUUUGAAGACGGCGUCGUUAAGCUGAAGUUGCAGGGCGCCUGCACUAGGCGUCCCAGUUCCAUGGUUACUUUGAAGAGUGGAAUCCAAAACAUGCUGCAGUUUUACGUUCCUGAAGUUGAAUCAGUGGAGCAGGUGAAAGAAGAGGAAGAGGAGAUGAACGCUCAAGUUUGAAUUACACCGAAACCUAGAACUGCAUUUACACAUUCCUCUCUCCCCUGGUCAUCUGAUGUGGACAGAGCUGGAGGAACUGUUGAACAGCGUGAUGUGUGAAAGACCCCGUGAUCAUCAUUGUCAUUUAUCCUGAUGUUAUUAUUGACUUUGGUAGCUGUUUUGUUAUUAUUUCUCAAA